Lactuca saligna is the source of this 642-nucleotide messenger RNA. The record is from the annotation of a GenBank genome assembly. NCBI's taxonomy places the organism in Eukaryota, Viridiplantae, Streptophyta, Magnoliopsida, Asterales, Asteraceae.
AUGAUUGAGUGGCAAGGAGAUGAACGUGUAUUCUUUAGCACUAUGAAAUUGGUGAAGAGCAUUGACCUGUCAAGCAACAAAUUAUCAGGGCAAAUCCCAUAUGAAAUCACCAAUCUUUCUGACUUAAUUGCCCUGGACUUAUCAAAGAACGCUUUAUUUGGAGAGAUUCCACAGAAAAUUGGUGAGAUGAAAAAUCUUUUGACAUUGGAUUUAUCUAGAAACAGUUUUUCAGGGAGGAUGCCAUCAAGCAUGUCUCAGAUGAGUUUACUGAAUUACCUAGACGUGUCAUUUAAUAACUUGUCAGGGAGAAUCCCAACCAGCACUCAACUCCAGUCCUUUCAAACUUCAAGAUACAAUGGAAACAUAGGACUAUGUGGACCUCCCCUUACCAAGAAAUGUCCUGGGGACGAAGGUUUAAAAGUACCACUUGUCAUUGAUGAAAGUGAAGGUGAUGAGGAAGACAUAGAUGAACUUCAUAUAUGGUUUUAUGUUGGUGGGGGCAUGGGUUUUGUUACUGGAUUUUGGAUAGCAUGUGGCGGCUUACUUCUUAACCAUCGUGGGAGAUAUGCAUUUUUUCACUUUUAUGAUAGCUUUAGAGAUUGGGUUUAUGUGAAGGUGGUGGUGUUCAUUUCAAGUUUGUAG